Molecule: messenger RNA, 1325 nt
Organism: Ilex paraguariensis (yerba mate)
Lineage: Eukaryota; Viridiplantae; Streptophyta; Magnoliopsida; Aquifoliales; Aquifoliaceae
Source: the annotation of a GenBank genome assembly
CGUGGCCGUGGGUGACUGUGAAUCGAGAACGUGUCCGCUAAGAAUACUAGUCACAACCCGAAGGUCCAUCGAUACUUCCCCAUUUCCCUCUUUCCCAAUAGGGUUUUCCGCUGCUGUCUCUCUUUCUGUACUUCCUUCACAGAUAGAGGGGAUCUCUGAAACCCUAGAUUUGGUGUAUAUAUUAUCUACGUAUAUAUAUCGUGUAUAAUACUUAUUUCAGCUAAUUUCAAUGGAUGAUCACAUGGAUGAUGACUGGGAAAGUGGGAAACACACUCGUCAGCCGCCGUACGAUAGUUACAUAGAUGUGGAAGAGUUUGAGGAGUAUGAAGAUGACAAUGAUGAUGACGAGUACGAUGAUAAUGGGAAAUCGGAAUUGGCGUGCCCAUUUUGUUCAGAGGACUUCGACCUGGUUGAAUUGUGCUGCCACAUUGACGACAAGCAUCACUGGGAGGCCAAGUCUAGGAUCUGUCCCGUUUGUGCUACAGAGGUGGGGAUCAACAUGGCUGCACAUAUAAUCACGCGUCAUGAAAAUUUCUUGAAGGCUCUUUGCAAAAGGAAACUUUGUAAUGGUGAAUCUCGUUCAGCACUGUCUUUAUUGAGGAAGGAUUUGCUGGAUAAAUAUCUAAAAUCUAUCUCAGAGGGGGCUUCUCGUGUUGUUUCUUCCUCUGACAUGGCUCCUGAUCCUCUGCUUUUGUCAUUUAUCUACAACCCCCGACCUGGUGAUGAGUUUGUAAGUGUACAUGCUAGUUCUUCAACUCAAGCAAGACUACCAGAGAAAAGCUCAAAUGAGAAUAUCUUAGAGAGUAGAAACAUCCAACCAUCUUUAUCAGACAAGGCUCAAGAGGAAAAGGCCCAUAGAUGUGAGUUUGUGCAUGGCCUAUUAUUCUCCACGAUUCUGGACGAUGACCUGUGACCGAGACAUGUUGCUGCAGUGGUCUUCAACAUCAACUAUAAACAGGUGAAGCUCGUGAUUGAAGUUAGUUACUGACAAUAUUCUAGCCGUGGUCUCCAACUAUUAAGCAUUAGCAGAGAAGCUCAUUGUCAAAGUUGGGUGCUGAAUAUGCUGAUAAUGUUGGCACAAAAGUCAGGGUAGAGGAAGGAAUUGAAUCUAAAUGCAUGUAACAAGCCAAUGUAAUCAGCUAGGCUGAAACCCAAGAUUAGACUCUUAUUGCAUUUUUCUUUUUCUGGGCCAAGGCUGUUGUGAAUAAUGGAGAUAUGAUCGAAAUAUAAUCUCUCACAAAGGCGUUAUAGUUUUAUUGUCCAAUCAUGGGGUACUUGUUACAUGUAGUUCGAUCCAAUGCCUAAUUGCAGAAUGUUUAGUCAGG